AUGGAUGUAAAAUGGGGAAGCCAACAGGAAGCAGGAAGUAAAAACUUGUACUGGCGAAUCCGGGGCCACACGAAUGUAGCGCUAUGUUCUGUCCCGCCGAUUGUCAAUAAACAAAAUGGCGGACGGUUGAAUGAUUUUGUGAAGUUUUGUCGGCGUUCGGGCGAGAAAAUGUCACUUUUCCAAGGGAUGAAGCUCAGCAAGGUGGACCAAGAGAGUGGCGAAGCCGGACAGAAGUCACUCUUUUCGUUUAUAACCUCUACCGCUGCAGCUCCUCCAGUUGACCAAGUCCAGGUUGAUAAAAGCAGUAUUACUGAGACAACUACAACAAGCAGUGUGACUUUAUCAUCAAGAAGUGUCAGUGCCACCUCUCAAGUCUCUUCUCCACCAUACACCUUCCCAUCUGGUCUGUCAGCCAGUGGAGCCACCUCAGGUUACAGCAGUGAGUCUUCCAGCACAACAUCUUCCCCUCGUGCUGUCACCAGACCUGUUUUCUCAGGUGUCCCCUUACCUGUCUCCCCAGGUGUCCCCUUACCUGCCUCCACAGGUGUCCCCUUACCUGCCUCCACAGGUGUCCCCUUACCUGCCUCCACAGGUGUCCCCUUACCUACCUCCACAGGUGUCCCCUUACCUGCCUCCACAGGUGUCUCGUUACCUGCCUCCACAGGUGUCCCCUUACCUGCCUCCACAGGUGACACUUCUCCCAGGGAUGCAUCUGUCGUAAAACUCACUGGGCCAGGUACAAAAAUAACCAGGAAGAAAAGACAUAUUUCUCUUAUUCGGCCUGGAUAUGCAAGACAAGACACGUCCACAGAGAGGAUGAAGACUGAUCCUGAUGCUGACGAUUUGCCAGUGUUGAAAUCAACUCUGAGAGUGAGAGAAGAACUGGAAGAAAGUAAUGACCAGGAUAUAUCUCUAAACAGACUAUCCAUAGAAAAAUCCAAAGUAUCAUCCUCAAAAUUGUCCACUCAAGAAAGAGCUGAUACCUUGAGACUGGAUGAAAGAACUUCAAGUUCAAGUGAGAUUUCAAGGGAUUGCCACCCUGCAAAACUGGACAGAGCCAAUAUAUUUCCACCUUUGAACAACAAAACUCAAACAGAGGAAAAUCUAAACAAGGACAAAUCAUCCUCAUCCGACCCAUUUGAAUCUCUAACCCUUGAUGUUGCAGACAGUGAACAGGUUGGAGAAACCACUGCUGUAUCUGAGCUAGAAUCACUCAGCCUUGAUCUCAGCUUUGACUUGGAUUUUAACCUGGACCUGGAUGUUACCAUGCCUUGCAGUACUGGUCCAGACAAUGUACAGUGCAAUAGUGAUACAGAGACAGGACCGUUGGAUGGUUUAGAGCUGGACUUAUUGGAUCCUAAGGCUGAUGAGGGUACAGUUAACACAGGAGCUGAUAGUGGGGAAUCUAGUAGUGUGCAAAAUACAACAACAGUGACAUCAUCUUUUAGAUUUUUACAGUCAGCUGAUGUCACCAAAGCUGCAGAGGAUAAUGAUGACAUUGACCUUGAGAUCGAAUCGUGUACAGAGAAGACAGAAUUUAGUCACCAACCUGUAGGAAGGUCGGAAGUAGAAGAAGCUGAAAAAGCAGCAGGAGAUGAUUUACCUGAAGAAACUGUCAUCAGAAAACAAGAUGUUAAUCUUGGCAGCGAUGAUACUGCAAAUGACUCAUUAGUGACAUCAGAAGUAGCAACAAGGAAAGAAGAUGACCUUGUAAUGACAGAUUCCAUGGUGGAAGAUUCUCAGAACAGUAGACUGGAAGAAGUCAGGGAAAGGUUUUCCCAUCUGCAGCAGCAGCACCAGACUCUGCUACAGACACACGUCAAGCUGUGCUGCAGGCAGGUCAAGAAAAGACGAGAGCUCAGCAGAGUGAAGGCAGAGCAGGAUCAGGCUGUGAAGAAUGAAGACUAUGAAAAGGCUGAAGCCUUCAACAGAAGAUUGCAGUCUCUCACAGCUGACCUGCAGGCCAUGACCUUUGACUUACCGUCCUCAGAGCCCUCCACUGCAUCACUGCUGGAGGAGAUGAGACAUGUGAUGGAGGAGGAAGUUGCCAUGGUAACAGAAGAGGCAGAGAGAUACACUGCCAUGAAAACCAAGGAGGAACUGUGCUUAAAAGAGCUUCAUACAACAAAACAGGUAGAACUGAACAGGGAGAAACAAAAACUUGCCACACUUCAAGAUCAACUGGCCAUGGCAGCAAGCCACCUGUCCCUUGACCGGGAGCACCUACAGAAGUCAAAAGCACAGCUGUCCAGCCAGGUGGAGGAGAGGACAGCUGAGUUCCACACAGCCAGGGAACAGCUGGUGGAGAAGAGACAGGACAUCCAGGAGGAAAUCUCUGCCCUGGAAGAGCGUCUACGUGUUCUCCGGCAGCAGGAGGAGUCCAUCUCCGCAGAGAUUCAGCUGCAAGAGGACAGCAUUAGUAGGGUCGAGCAGCAGUUCUCCACGGAGCGUGUGCAGCUGGAGGAGGAGCGGAGGACCAUCGACAGGAAACAGGGAGAGCUGGAGGACCAGGCUAGGGAGGCAGCACAGGAGGAACAGACUCUCAGGGACAGGGAGGUGGAACUACAGAUAGAGGAGAAAAGACUGCAGGACAGUCUCCAGUCUAUCCAGGAGAGAGUUUCCCACAUGACGAGUCAGGCCCAGGAGCUGAGCACCAGAGCUGAGGACAUGAUGGCUCUACCUGUCUACACAGGAACUAUCAACACAAAUAACCAACAAAUCACAAGGUUAAAGGAACAACAGCAGGAAAGGCAGAGAGAGGUGCAGGAACUGACCACACAGGUUCUGAGGUAUCAGACCAGAGUUACAGAUUUGACCAAACAGCUGGGUGAGACCGCAGCCCAGAUGCCAGUACUGCAGGAGGCUAAGCAGCUGGCUGUGGCAGGUUAUAAUUUUUCUGAAGCCAAACGUCUUGCCGAUGAGAUCAAGACCUUGGAAGACAAGAGGGUCGCUAAGGAGAAGGAGCUGGUGAGAGCUCAAGAAGAUGUAGAGCAGCAAACACAGAACUUGGAGAUGUCUAAGAAAGUGUUCAAGGAAGUCCAGGAGGAGCUGAAGCAAAAGGAAGAAGAAAAUGAUGCAGUCAGAAAAGAUGAAGCCUAUCAACUCUACCAAGAACUGCAGCUUCAGUUAGACAGAUGUGCAAAUGAUGUUAUAAGAAGUGUGCUCCAGGCCGACAUGACGGCAUGCCAGCUGUGGAUCCAGGACAUCUGUGAGAAGCACCACCUACCUCUGCCCCAGGAACUGCAGGCCCUGGACCUGCAAGGCAUCCUGGGGGAGGAUGAUGAUGACAUGGUUGCCAUGGAUACCUCCUGUGUUGGAGAUGGUGGAGUGUUGAAGGCUACAGGUCCAGAGAACAAGGAGGCCCCUACAGGUGGCAGCUGUGCAGCUGAAGACCACAUGCAAGCCUGUGAGGCUGCAGGUGGCAGCUGCCAGGCGGAAGACUAUGUUCAGGCCUGUGAGGCCUUCAGCAUGCGGCUACUGGAGCUGGAGGACCAGCUGCAGGAGGCUGUAGGGCAGGAGGACUAUGAGGCAGCACAGACCCUUCAUGAGGAGAUCCAGACCCUGAAGCACCAGCUCCAGAACAUUGUAGUGCCUGACUGUUCUGAGGUGGCCUCACGGGGUACGAAUCAGGCUGAGUACACCUGCAUGAAGCACUUUUCCUCCAACCCCAUAUGUAGCCUCCAUAGCGUGCUGUUUUCUGACUGCUGUCAUGGUUUGAUGGCUCCCAUUGUUUGCAACAGUUAGUUGCCAGCUAUAUCAAUUAGAAAACAGUACAUAGUCAGGCCAUAGAAACGCUAGUACUAAAGCACAAAAAGGUAGUAAAUCACAGAUGAGUCACAAUUAGAGUGGCAGGUACAAGUAUGAUUAUGAGGGCUUUCUUGGGGUUUUAGGAGCACCUGGUGUUGUCACCUUAGCACUCUGCUCGGGAGUUACUGCAUGCUCACAAAGCGUCUUGUGGAUGAUGAAGAUGUCAGCAUUUGUUAGUGCUGGUCAUGAUGCUUGAUCACUUACAUAUCAGAGUUUGUUGACUAAGUUUGCCGCCUCAGAUUUUUCUGCAGGCUCUAUGUCUUGAGUAACAGUUAUCUGUUUGUUGUUGCAUCCCUGCUUAUUUCAGGCCCCACAUGUAUUAUCAAGUCUCUCUUUGCACUUCACAGCAAGACUGACCAACCAGGAGGAGCCAGUUGCCAUGGGAAGAGUUUGCGAUGAAAUUUCGCAUCUCAAUCUUUGGUAGAAGAUACUGUGCCAUAGUUUCGUCUGGCCAUCCUUCUUAAGAUAGGGACCCAGCUAGGGCUGGAAUUGCUGCAUCUUUUUGGUUUGCUAUCUUCUCCGAACUAGAGGUUCUCAGGAAUUUUUUUCAUGAUAUUAAUGUAGUAUGAUGUCAUAUAACAGGAGCUUCCCGAAGAACAUCUAGCAGUGACAAAUUAAAAACAAUUGUGGAAUUCAAUUUUCUAAGUGGCUACUUGAGGAAUUUUAGGUAGAGAUGAUGUCAUCCUUGUCACUAAUUUUUGGAGAGAACAGAUUGCUUGGAAUACUAUUAUAGCAAAUAAAGCAAAAGAUAGCAAAGUUGUACCGAAACAAAACCAGUGCCAUUAAUCAGUAACUGUCCAUCAUAUAAUCGUAAGUGUAAUUGUCCUACUGUAAGCAACAGUUGUCAAUAAUUCUGUAAGGAACAAAUACCUGAACCCUCUUAACAUCGAUUGAAUGUAAAAUAUAAAACAUAUAUAUAAAUAAACUUGUAAUAUAAGGUGUGUAAUGUACUGUGUUGUCAUUAUUUCGCAAAAAUAUCUGCUCCUAAAUACGAAAUUUAGUUCCUGUAAAAAUGAAUUACUUCACUUUAUUGUCUAUAAUAGUGAAAUAUCACAUGUACCUUUGACAAAGGGUUGUGUUUCUUAGCAUUUUUUAUCACCUUGAAACGUGACAAAAUCGGCAUAAGCGUCGACUUUUUAUGAUGCCUGCAUCAUUCAAACAAGUUUUAUUUGUUGACUUGAAAAAACAGCAAUAAUAAUAAACAUUCGUUAACAAGAUACAAAAUCGGAAUAACCUGGAAGAAAACAACUACCUUACUCCUUAAGAUACCUUAAACGAUACCAAAAAUAGAAAUAUAUGUUUAGUGUAUCUUAUAGGUUGUAUCAAUAUGAUAGACUCGGACAAGCCUUGCAGACGGUCUUUGGUAUCAAGUCCCUGUGCAGACACACUAUAGAGUACGAGUUUUACUUCUGGAGGGUCGUGAUGACGUAAGAUAGCAGCGUAGCACGGUCACAGCGACCCUCUUGCAAGGUGCGGUAAACGCGCGAUGAUUGUCGGUAUUCGAGAACGUACUCUAAACACAGAAUUGAUUGCAUAUCCGAGGAUGACUUGAACUACGCAUUUAUAUCUAACAACACGAUGUUUUCGCCUACAUUUUCUCGGCAAGAUGACAUUUUCACUGUAGUUUUGCUUCUGAAUCAAUAUCAUAGCUGGAGGCGACUUAUGGCCGAUUGCACUG
Molecule: messenger RNA, 5485 nt
Organism: Branchiostoma belcheri (Belcher's lancelet)
Lineage: Eukaryota; Metazoa; Chordata; Leptocardii; Amphioxiformes; Branchiostomatidae
Product: myosin-11-like
Exons: 17
Coding region: 1-3744 (1247 amino acids)
Biological process (GO): cilium assembly
Cellular component (GO): intermediate filament cytoskeleton; mitochondrion; centrosome
Source: RefSeq, a predicted model, not a curated record